Molecule: messenger RNA, 3411 nt
Organism: Hemicordylus capensis (graceful crag lizard)
Lineage: Eukaryota; Metazoa; Chordata; Lepidosauria; Squamata; Cordylidae
Gene: TRPV1
Product: transient receptor potential cation channel subfamily V member 1
Exons: 16
Coding region: 1-2499 (832 amino acids)
Biological process (GO): calcium ion import across plasma membrane
Cellular component (GO): membrane
Molecular function (GO): protein binding; calcium channel activity
Source: RefSeq, a predicted model, not a curated record
AUGUCAGGGAUCCUGGGGAAGAUGAGGAAACUCGGAAGCUCGGACCUGGAGGAUUCGGACACCACUGAUGACCACGCAGAGGGCGAAGAUGGCGUGCCCAUGGCAGGCACACUGAAGGCGACCAAGCACAGCAUCUUUGCACGGCGGGCACGCUUUGGGAUCGGAGAUGGAGACAAGGACAUGGCCCCCAUGGACUCUUUCUACCAGAUGGACCACCUGGACUCCAGUCCCAUCAUCAAGUUCAGCCUCAGCAUGGAAAGAGGGAAGUGUGGCAAUCAUUGCCCCAAGCUGGUGUCCACCGCUUCCAUCGGUGCGCGUGUCGAGAAGACAUUCAAGCUGUAUGACCGGAGGAGGCUCUUCGACGCGGUGGCCCAUGGCGAUCCCAGUGAGCUGGAUGACCUUCUGCUCUAUCUGCUGCAGACGACGAAACGCCUGACUGAUGACGAGUUCAAAGAGCCGGACACUGGGAAGACGUGCUUGCUGAAGGCCAUGCUGAACCUGCACGACAGCCGGAACGACACCAUCCCGCUCUUGAUGGAGGUGGCAGAGAAGACCGACAACCUGAAGGAGUUUGUGAAUGCGGAGUAUACCGACAGCUACUACAAGGGUCAAACCGCGCUCCACAUCGCCAUCGAGAGACGGAACAUAUACCUGGUCAACCUCCUGGUCAAGAACGGAGCGGACGUCCAUGCGAGAGCCCACGGGGAGUUCUUCCAGAAGAUCAAAGGGAGGCCCGGAUUUUAUUUUGGGGAGCUCCCUCUCUCGCUGGCCGCCUGCACCAACCAGCUCAACAUCGUGAAGUAUCUGCUGGAGAACCCCUACCAGCAGGCCAACAUCGCCGCUCAGGACUCCAUGGGCAACACCGUGCUCCACGCCCUGGUGGAGGUGGCAGACAACACGGACGACAACACCAAGUUUGUCACCAAGAUGUACAACGACAUCCUCAUCCUGGGGGCCAGGUGCCACCCCACCCUCAAGCUGGAGGAGAUCACCAACCGCAGGGGCCUGGCCCCGCUGACUCUGGCGGUUGAGACCGGGAAGAUACAGAUCUUUGCCUACAUCCUCCGGCGAGAGAUGAAGGAGCCGGAGUGCCGUCACCUCUCCCGGAAGUUCACCGAAUGGGCUUACGGGCCGGUCCACUCGUCGCUCUAUGACCUCUCCAGCAUCGACACCUGCGAGAAAAACUCCGUCCUCGAGAUCAUUGCCUACAGCAGCGAGACGCCGAACCGUCACGAGAUGCUUCUGGUGGAGCCCCUGAAUCAGCUUCUGCAGGACAAGUGGGACCGGUUUGUCAAGCACCUCUUCUACCUGAACUUUAUCGUUUAUGCCACGCACAUCCUCAUCCUGACCGUUGCCGCCUACUACCGGCCCACGAGGAAACACGGGAAGCCUCCCUUCGCGUUUAAUCAGACGACCGGUGAAUAUUUCCGCAUCACCGGAGAAAGCCUGAGCGUUCUGGGAGGCGCCUAUUUCUUUUUCAGAGGGAUCAAGUAUUUCCAGCAGAGACGCCCAUCUCUGAAGGCAUUCCUCACAGACAGCUACAGUGAAGCCCUUUUCUUCCUCCACUCGCUGCUCCUCCUGGGGGCUGUCGUGCUGUACUUCUGUGGGCAAGAGCACUACGUGGUCUUCGUGGUCUUCUCCCUGGCGAUCGGCUGGACCAACCUGCUGUAUUACACCCGCGGCUUCCAGCAGAUGGGGAUCUACUCGGUCAUGCUGGAGAAGAUGAUGCUGAGGGACUUGUGCCGCUUCAUUGUCGUCUACCUGCUGUUCCAUCUGGGGUUUUCAACAGCCGUGGUGACCCUCAUUGAGGAGGACGACGAGGGGCAGGACCCAAACCAGACAGGCAGCAUCUGCUCCUGCUGCCCGACCAAGCGCCACUUGCGCUCUUACAACAACCUCUAUUCCACCUGCCUGGAGCUCUUCAAGUUCACCAUCGGGAUGGGCAACCUGGAGUUCACGGAGAACUAUCACUUCAAGCCCGUCUUCGUCAGUCUGCUGGUGCUCUACGUCAUCCUCACCUACAUCCUGCUCCUCAACAUGCUCAUCGCCCUGAUGGGGGAGACAGUCAACAAGAUCGCCCAGGAAAGCAAGAGCAUCUGGAAACUCCAGAGAGCCAUCACCAUCUUGAACAUUGAGAACAGCUACUGGAACUGCAUUGUCAACCCCUUCCGGUCCGGGAAGCGGGUUUUGGUGGGGACGACUCCAGACGGCAAGGACGAUUACCGGUGGUGCUUCAGGGUGGACGAGGUGAACUGGUCCACGUGGAACACCAACUUGGGCAUCAUCAAUGAAGACCCCGGGGGAUACAGCGAGGAGCUGAAACGGAACCUGAGCUUCUCUUUCAAGGCCAGCCGAGUUUCAGGAAAAAACUGGAAGACGCUGGUCCCGAUUCUGAGAGACGGAAAACGAGAGGGCUCACUCAAACCCAUUUCGGAAGACGAUGUUGAUUCGGAAGGCCAAGAAAUCCGGAAGAAAUCGCUUCCCAACCCCGUGUUAUGACUUCUGGAUGUGUGGCCUUUGUUUUUCUGUUCCCCCUUCAGACCUUGAACAGAUGGCUGGCUACUGAAUGUUUUGAGGCAAUGGGUGUAUGUAUGCCAAGGAAGCCACCAUUAUUUGGAGCUAACGUCCUUGCUGCUUCAACCUCAGGAACCCAGAAUUUUUUUCUCUCUUCUCCCUUAGCCGUUUUGCUUGCUUGCUUGCUUGCUUGCUUGCUUGCUUGAUUCUGGAUGUAUUUUAUGCCUGUUGGGCGGAGACACAAGGUGGUGUGUAACUUCCCACAUUCUCAAAACACGGUUGAAAACCUUCUCCGUAAGUGCUUGGAAUUAAGGUGGAAAGAUUGCCAGCCGGGAGUCUGAGCUGCAGCCAAGACCACUGUGCCUUUAUCUCCAAGGAUCUGAAGGGCUGCCCCACAGAAGGAGGGGCAUCCGCCUUCCCUGUCUCUGUGUGUUCUUCUCUGUGUGUUCUCUGUCGCUCCAGAGGACUAGAACCAGUGGGUUGAAAUGGCAAGGAGUCAGAUUCAGGCUAUACAUUAGGAGGAAUUUCCUAACUGAGUGUGGUUGGACUGCGGAACAGCCUGCCUCAUGCAGUGGGGGGCUAGAAGACCUCUGAGGCCCCUUCCAGCUCUAAGAUUCUAUGAUUCUGUGUCUGAGGGUGCAAGAGGCAGCCAUCUUGCUAAAACUAUACAGCUCUCGAUCUGGUCCAUGACAGGACAGAAGCCUAACUGGGGACAUCAUGUGUGCUGCUGUGGGUGGGAGAGAGGUGGGAUGUUAUUAAAAUAAAUACCAAAGAAGUAAUAUGUGACUGCAACAAGGAAGAUUUGGGAUGCCUGUUAUAUGAGGACAUUAAAGGGUGGGAAAGCAUGCCCUCUCACUACACAACCCUGUCUAAAUUAACAGAUUAUUUUUAUUCAUA